This is a messenger RNA of Chenopodium quinoa (quinoa), 1003 nucleotides long. RefSeq names its product peptide methionine sulfoxide reductase B5-like. Lineage: Eukaryota; Viridiplantae; Streptophyta; Magnoliopsida; Caryophyllales; Amaranthaceae. The coding region runs from base 39 to 713 and encodes 224 amino acids. The record is from RefSeq and is a predicted model, not a curated record. Gene Ontology annotation, molecular function: peptide-methionine (R)-S-oxide reductase activity. The transcript is spliced from 3 exons. Gene Ontology annotation, biological process: protein repair; response to oxidative stress.
CAUAAAAUAAUUAUCUUAGUUUGGAAAAGUCUAAGAAAAUGGGGUUGAAUAUUAUCAGAACAACCUCACAUUUCUCUUCUUCAUCCAUAACAACCGCCACCACUAAAAUACUGAAUCCCAAAUUUCCAUCUAAAAAUUAUUCUUCUUACCUUAAUUACCCCACUAAUUAUUCUAUACCCAUUUGCUUAAAUACAUCAAAGUUUAGAUCUUUGGUAUCAAAACCUAAAUAUCACGCCAUUUUUUCAACUGGGUUUUCUGGGAAUUUGCAACAAAAAAGCUUGAGGUUUUUAACAAUGGCGGCAGCUCCUGGUUCAGUUCAAAAACCAGAGGAGGAAUGGCGUGCUAUUCUCUCUCCUGAGCGGUUUCGUAUUCUCAGGCAGAAAGGAACUGAACUCCCAGGAACAGGAGAAUACAACAAAUUUAAUGAGGAAGGAAUCUACAAGUGUGCAGGAUGUGAAACUCCUCUAUACAGAUCAACAACCAAAUUCGACUCUGGUUGUGGUUGGCCAGCUUUCUAUGAGGGACUUCCUGGAGCCAUAAAUCGUACUCCUGAUCUCGAUGGUAGGAGGGUUGAGAUUACUUGUGCAGCAUGUGGUGGACAUCUUGGUCAUGUCUUUAAAGGUGAAAGAUUCCCGACUCCCACAGAUGAGCGCCACUGUGUCAACAGCGUCUCUUUGAAGUUUGCUCCAGCAAAUUCUGAUUCUUCUGUGUGAGAGAUUGUUAGUACUGCUGAUUAUAUAAGCUCUGAUAUCUGGUGUUUAGGAAAUGUAGUUUCUGGAGUCCUUAAAUAAAGUCUUGAACAAUUAUACUCUUUCCUUGUUCUGCUAUGAUUUCAUCAUGUUUCUUUGUGUUGAGAAAGCUGGCUGACACUGUAUAUUGUGAUUUCUCAACUUCACCUGACUGGUUAAUGUCCUUAAUUUGAGUAUUAAGUGAGCGUUCUUAAAUCAUGGGAAUGACAACGAAUUUAUAUGAUGUAUUAAAAUUCUCAUGCCAUUAUCUUUGA